AUGGCCGACGAAGAAGUCCAGGCUCUUGUUGUUGACAAUGGCUCCGGCAUGUGCAAGGCCGGCUUCGCCGGAGACGAUGCUCCCCGCGCCGUCUUUCCCUCCAUCGUUGGUCGCCCGCGUCAUCAGGUGAGGCCCUAAUGUGUGCAAACAUUACUACCUCCAUACAAACACCCUUUGUCUACUAUCCGUUUAACGCAAGCAGGGAGAACUAAUCUACUACGUUUCAGACUAAAGCAGAGCAAAACUUACCUUACCAAUGACCUUCGAUGACACAGGUAUAGGAUUUAGACCAAAUAAUUCGGAUCUAAGUCGACUGCUUGCGAUGGAAAAAUAGAAACGUUGUUCGAACUACAUCGAGCCAAGUCGUUUGCCCUUUAGUGACCAACUUCUCCAAGUUGUACUUGGCGGUUGAAAAGCAACGGAGUUCCCGGAUGUAGCUGUCCACGGACCCUGUUUUUUCAACUCCUAAGCAUCAUCUGUGGUAGUAUUCCACAACAACAACAACAACAACAACAACAACAACCGAAUGUUGUUAGGAGACUCCGCACAGUCCAAGACCUUCCACGAUUGGGCAAAAAAUACGUCCAGAUGUGAUUAAGGAAGUCGGUGGCUAGAUUCGCCCGAUAAGUCAUCGAAACUUAUUGAAAUCUCUUUAACUCUUGAAAAGUAUCAGGUACUACAUCCGACGUUUGAGAUUAUUGUCACUGCUGACUACGUCCAGCUGAGUCGUUCCCUAAAGUUUCCUUCAGUCAGCCGUCUGGUUAGAAGUAUUAAAACAUGUUUGUGACCCACUUUCAAGUCUUCUCUCCAUUUGAGGCACAAUUCUGCGUUCUCUGCAUCAGUCCGCAAAAGCGAGGCGCUUGGAAAUGGGACCUGCGCCUCUUUUUGUUAUCAGUUACACAUGUGGCACGGUUCAAGGUCAAAUUUCCGCCACUUACAUUCAGAAGUGUUUUCGGCAUGGGUAAACAGACAUAUUAAGGUCCUGAUUAUUGAGGUCCAGGGCUGGUAAACAGCAGACGUGCGUCCAAGUUAACCACUUCUUACUUUUCUGUUUAUAGGGCGUCAUGGUGGGCAUGGGCCAGAAGGACAGCUACGUCGGUGAUGAGGCUCAGUCCAAACGUGGUAUUCUGACCCUCAAGUACCCCAUCGAGCACGGCAUCGUCACCAACUGGGACGACAUGGAGAAGAUCUGGCAUCACACCUUCUACAACGAGCUCCGUGUUGCCCCUGAGGAACACCCCGUCCUCCUCACUGAGGCUCCACUCAACCCCAAGGCUAACCGUGAGAAGAUGACCCAGAUCAUGUUCGAGACCUUCAACACGCCCGCCAUGUACGUCGGCAUCCAGGCUGUGCUGUCGCUCUACGCCUCCGGUCGUACCACCGGUAUCGUGCUGGACUCGGGUGACGGUGUCACUCACAGCGUGCCCAUCUACGAGGGCUAUGCUCUGCCCCACGCCAUCCUCCGUCUAGAUCUGGCCGGUCGUGAUCUCACCGACUACCUCAUGAAGAUUCUGACUGAGCGUGGCUACAGCUUCACCACCACGGCUGAGCGAGAAAUCGUGCGUGACAUCAAGGAGAAGCUCUGCUACGUGGCCCUCGACUUCGAGCAGGAGAUGGCCACUGCCGCCUCUAGCUCCUCCCUCGAGAAGAGCUACGAACUGCCCGAUGGUCAGGUUAUCACCAUCGGCAACGAGCGCUUCCGUUGCCCCGAGUCUCUCUUCCAGCCCAGCUUCCUGGGUAUGGAAUCUGCCGGUAUCCACGAGUCCACCUUCAACGCCAUCAUGAAGUGCGAUGUAGACAUCCGUAAGGACCUCUAUGCCAACACUGUGCUUUCCGGUGGCACCACGAUGUACCCCGGCAUUGCUGAUCGUAUGCAGAAGGAGAUCACCUCGCUGGCCCCCAGCACCAUGAAGAUCAAGAUUGUGGCUCCUCCGGAGCGCAAGUACUCUGUCUGGAUCGGUGGUUCCAUUCUGGCCUCUCUGUCCACCUUCCAGCAGAUGUGGAUCUCCAAGCAGGAGUACGAUGAAUCUGGCCCUGGCAUUGUCCACCGCAAGUGCUUCUAA
This is a messenger RNA of Spirometra erinaceieuropaei, 2063 nucleotides long. Lineage: Eukaryota; Metazoa; Platyhelminthes; Cestoda; Diphyllobothriidea; Diphyllobothriidae. The record is from the annotation of a GenBank genome assembly.